Molecule: messenger RNA, 1432 nt
Organism: Sardina pilchardus (European sardine)
Lineage: Eukaryota; Metazoa; Chordata; Actinopteri; Clupeiformes; Clupeidae
Product: homeobox protein cut-like 2
Exons: 13
Biological process (GO): regulation of transcription by RNA polymerase II
Cellular component (GO): nucleus
Molecular function (GO): DNA-binding transcription factor activity, RNA polymerase II-specific; RNA polymerase II transcription regulatory region sequence-specific DNA binding
Source: RefSeq, a predicted model, not a curated record
UAUAGCCGACAACCAUGCCCACUUGAAAGGUUGUAGGCUAUUCCCCAAGAUGGCCGCUGAUGCCAGAUCAAUGUUUCAAUAUAGGAAAAAUUCGGACACACAAUUACAGGACAAAGCAGAGGCUGCCCUCCUGGAGGCGUACGAACAGCUAGUUGAUGUCUCAGCCAUACUGUCUUACACUGGGCACACCUCCAUGUUGGAAAAGAGGCAGAUGAAACUUCAAGAAUCCUUCCCUUCAGAAAGCACACCAGACAAAGCCCUGGACAGGCAGUUGGAUGGACGGCUCACUGGGUCAGCUUGCCUAGAUGCGCAGGGCAUAGAGGAGACGAUGGUGCCCACCCAACAACCCCCACCCUCCCCCUCCUCACCCUCACCCACUGGCCCGAGUGACCGCCGGCACACGGAUCAAUGCCAGUCUGAGCGCAGCCCGGAUCCGAGUGAGCCGUUCUCCCUCCGGCUGGCCAAAGCUGAGGAGAGGAUCCGAUCCCUCCAGUCAGCCUUGACGUCGUCUCAAAGCGAGGUUCUCAACCUGCAGAGGCAGUACGAUGAAGAGAGGACCUCCAGGGCAAAGGAGGCUGUUAACCUAAUGGUUGCUAAUAUUGAAAAGGUCAACCAGAGAGUGGAGGCAGCGCCGAUUGAAGCAGACAGUGUGAGGGAGGAUAUGGACAGAGGCUGCAUCUCCACCCAAAACGGCUCCAGUCCAGGGGAGAGGGUUGGAAUGGAGAGGGUCCGGCUGGAAAUGGUAAUUGCUGACCGGGACCGGGAAAUCUUCCGCCUGAGGGAGGAGGUGAGGAGGCUCCAGCUGAUGUUACAUGAAGCCCAGGAGAGCACGACCAAUCAGAUCGCACAACUAGAGGGACAACUGGCUCGUAAGAUUGAGAGCAUAGAGAAGCUUCAGGUGAGACUACAAUCCCAGCAGGACUAUGAACAGAUCAAAACAGAGCUCAGAAUUUUCCGGGCCAUGAAAGAAGCCUCGCUCAACGGCCGCCUUGCGCAGUCCAUGUCCCAGCUGUGCUCCCCCCUUUCGGAGAGACUGACUCCAAUGAUGCCUUUGAGGCCUUUGACAGAGAGUCCUGCGAUCUCUGUCACGAGAGAGACGGAGGUGAAGCGAGAGGCACAGACGCCGGUGGGGCUCCCGGUCGCCAUGGACACGCCUCCACCCGGCAGCCCGCGGCCUGCGGCGUCCUCCCAGGGCUCGUCGUCGCCCCGCACGAUCCCACUCAGCCCCCUCUCGCAGUCCCCUGACCGGCCCCUGCUGUCCCCCCUCAUCAAGCCGGAGCCCAGCCCCUCUGGGCCCUUCCCUGAGACCCUCUACGGGCCCAAGAGUGCCCUGUCCUUCGAGGGCAGCCGGAGCCCGUCGCGGGCCAGCCACAGCUCUGACGGGGGCAUGAUGGGAGAGCCAUGGGAGGGCGGAGGAGGUGGAGGAGGUGGA